CAGUAUAUUUAUUAAAUUUUCAAUACACAAUAUAUUAACGGUAAUAUUGUAUUUCUCAAUUAGUAUAUUAUUAGAUUUCCAAGCGUCAAUAUUCUGAAUAUGUUUUACAUAUUACUGAUAAUUGUUUUGUCGUUGGUGCUUUUGCAUCUGUAUAUCAACUACCAUGAAGAUGCCAGAGUAAUUAUGAAGGUUCCUGGACUUAAGGACAGAUUUUUAAUUGGGAAUGCAUUGGAUAUAUUUGUGCAUCCAGAUAAGCUAUUUGAUUUAAGAACUUCAUUUGCAAAACAAUUCAAGGGAAUUUAUAGAUUUUAUUCAUAUCCUUUUAAAACUAUAAACAUUUAUAAUCCGGAAGAUGUAGAGAUCAUAUUGUCCAGUAUGAAAUUUUCUGAGAAAUCUUAUUUGUAUUUGUUCAUGAAGCCGUGGUUGGCAGACGGACUACUUCUUAGCAGCGGUGCUAAAUGGCAAAAGCGUAGAAAAAUCCUGACGCCAGCUUUCCAUUUUGAUAUUCUGCGUCAAUUUCAUGUCAUUAUGGAGGAGAAUAGUAAAAGAUUGACGGAAACUCUGGAGCAGUCUGCAGGAGACACUGUUAAUAUCACACCUGUUAUUACUGAGUACACAUUGAACACUAUUUGUGAAACCGCAAUGGGCACAAAACUCUCAGAUGAAACCUCAGCUGCAGGAAAGUCUUAUAAAAAUGCAUUACUUACUCUUGGAGCUCUACUGGCCGAACGAUUCAUUAAAGUGUAUCUAUUUCUCGAGUUCAUCUUCAACUUAUCGUCUUUGAAGCAGAAACAACAGAAGUACAUAGACAUAAUACAAAAAUUCACAGCAGACGUAAUUAAAAAUCGGAAGGCGUACUUGGAGCAAAAUGGAUUGAUUAAUUCAACGGAAUCCAACGACGAUGGUGUUUAUAAGAAAAAAAAGAAAGCUGCUUUUCUAGAUCUCUUACUUGCCGCUGAAAAUGAAGGAAAAAUUGACAGAAGCGGAAUACAAGAAGAGGUUGAUACGUUCAUGUUUGAGGGUCACGACACAACAGCAUCUGGCAUUUCAUUUUUAUUCCUGAUGCUUGCAAAUCAUCCAAAUGAACAGGAAAAAGUUUAUCAAGAAAUGAAGAGUAUAUUUGGUGAUUCCACUAGAACAGCUACUACUGAUGAUUUAGCUCAAAUGAAGUACUUGGAACUUUGUAUAAAAGAGACUUUAAGGCUUUAUCCUCCAGUCCAUUUUGUGGCAAGAGUUUUGAAUGAAAAAGUAACAUUAAGUAAUUACACGAUUCCAGCCGGUACAGAGUGUCUCAUUCACAUAUUCGAUCUGCAUCGUCGCGAAGAUUUGUACAAAAACGCUUUAGCUUUCGAGCCUGAACGAUUUUUACCUGAAAACAGUGUUGGUAGACAUCCAUACGCUUACGUACCUUUUAGUGCUGGACCUAGAAAUUGUAUAGGCAAAAAAUUCGCAAUGAUGGAAAUGAAAUCAGCAAUGUCGGCGGUGAUCCGGCGUUACAGACUUGAAGCAAUAACCAAACCAGAAGACGUCAGAUUCGCGGGUGAUCUUAUACUGAGAUCUAUUAAUCCCAUUUAUGUCAAGACCGUUAAAAGAAAUAUAUAAUAAAUCACGAUGAAUAAUAAGAAGAAUAAAGAUUAAUGUAUAAAUGAUUAACUAAAAAUGUUUUAAAUUAAUUAAAAAAGGAAUCAAAUUAUUAUAUAUUUUUAGUGAUCGUAGCACACUAUUAUUAUCCGUUCAUCCCGUUCGUUUCUACUUUUUACAUCUGGGUUUUUCUCUUUUAUCUGCAGUUUUUCUCUUACAAUACAAUAUGGGGCCUUUCAAAAACCGUGCAUACAAAAAUUUAAAACGCCGGCAACGUAUAAACAACUCGCCUUGUAAUAACAAGUAUUCAAGGGCGAUGGUAGCUGCUUCCUCGCUCAUUUGACUCUCUAACAAUAAAAAAAUGAAUAACGAUCGCCCCUUUUAUUUAUUAAUGUGUUUCAGAAUUUCUUCAUUAAUUGUGUGCUAUAAUUGUAUGCAAAGUUUUGUAAUUAUAUUUUGUUUUGUUGUAUAUUUUGUAAUUAUAUGUAAUUACAACAUAUGGUAUAGUAGGUAUUAUAAUAUAUUAAUUAAUUAUAUUGUAAUUAUGUAUUUAUAACGCACAUAAACAUAGGUCACUGAUCUUUGUUGGUAUGUUUUUUAUAUUAUAAUUACAAUUAAUAUAUU
Molecule: messenger RNA, 2205 nt
Organism: Galleria mellonella (greater wax moth)
Lineage: Eukaryota; Metazoa; Arthropoda; Insecta; Lepidoptera; Pyralidae
Product: cytochrome P450 4C1-like
Exons: 9
Coding region: 100-1602 (500 amino acids)
Molecular function (GO): heme binding; iron ion binding; monooxygenase activity
Source: RefSeq, a predicted model, not a curated record